AACGGAGUGCGCCCUUUUUAAUGCCUACCAUCAUCUUCUACCUUCUUUCAUUUCCCCCGGAGUGUGGUACGGAGUGAGUAUUUUGCUUUUGAAAACUUCCGCCUCUGUUAUUUCUUCAACCAUACUUAGCCGCCCUGAGUAAAGAACUUUCGGCCUAGUAAUGGCGGACGUGUGCUGUGAGUUUGUGAAAGAGAGCAGCCCCUCGCCGACGGGAGAGACGUCUUCCCAGUCCGCCCGGAGGAGGAGGCUGGAGAUCAGGAGGAUCAAGUUCCUUCCCGGAGUAACACCUCCGGAAACUGUGACCCGACGGAAACGUCCUCGAUUCGAGACCUGUUCCUCCGGAUCUAUUUCGAGGAUAUGCCAUAACGCCGUCGACAAUUCCGGCGGAUCCGUUGCUGAGGAAUCGGGGUUGACUGGACCAGGUGGAUUGAUUUUGAGCCCGUUAACGUCCGAUUUGCUCCCGAAAUUCGGCGUGGCCUCCGUCUGCGGACGGCGGCGGGAUAUGGAGGACGCGGUUGCGGUUCAUCCGUGGCUCUGCCGCGAGAAUCGCAACGAAUUGCACUACUUUGCCGUGUACGACGGCCAUGGAUGCUCUCACGUAGCGAUGAAGUGUAAGGAGCGGCUUCACGCGCUGGUGAAGGAUGAACUCGAGAAGAAGGAAGCGAACGCCGAUUGGAAAGGUGCGAUGGAGCAAAGCUUCAGUCGCAUGGACAAGGAGGCGGUCGCGUGGAGCAAUAGCGUCGCUCGCGGCAGUUGCCGGUGCGAGCUUCAGAGCCCCGACUGCGACGCCGUCGGAUCCACCGCCGUCGUCGCAAUUCUAACUCCGGACAAAAUAAUAGUCGCCAAUUGCGGCGAUUCCAGGGCGGUCCUCUGCCGGAACGGCAAGGCGGUGCCCCUCUCCAAUGAUCAGAAGCCGGAUCGGCCGGAUGAGUUGAACCGGAUCCAAGACGCAGGUGGGCGGGUCAUAUACUGGGACGGGCCUCGGGUUCUCGGAGUUCUGUCAAUGUCGAGAGCCAUAGGAGACAAUUAUCUGAAGCCAUACGUGAUCUGCGAACCGGAGGUGACGAUCACGGACCGGUCGCCGGAGGACGACUGUUUAAUUCUAGCCAGCGACGGGCUGUGGGACGUGGUGUCGAAUGACACUGCAUGCGGGGUUGCGCGGAUCUGCCUGAAUGGGAAGACGUCGCCGAUGUCCCCUUCUCGAUCGCCGGAGAAGGAAGUGGGCCGCCGGGAUUCCAACAAACUUUGCUCCGACGCGUCGAUGUUGUUGACGAAGUUGGCUCUGGCAAGGAGGACGUCGGACAACGUGAGUGUAGUCGUGGUGGAUUUGAAAAAGGCCACGUAGAUCUUUGCGGCCAUAGAUAACUAAUUUUAGAUCUUUUUAUAGUCCCACUUGUUAGUUACUCCCUAGAAAUUAUAUAUUACGGAAUAAUAAUCUAUAAAUUAAGACAAAUCAUACAAGAUACUAUAUUUAGACUUACACAUUGAGAGAAUUUGAUGAGUCAAAGUGCUUAGAUGAACAGUUCCAAAAGUCAAAUGUGGACAAAUACUCCGGGACCCAGGGAGUAUUUCGUUGCAACUCUUUUUCUCCGUAUUUCUCAUUCCAAAAUAUCUACUCCGUACAGCAUGUUAGAAUUUGUUUUUAUAUUAAUGGUUUUCCUUUAAUUUUUUUUAAACAAAAACCAACGAUAGAACUAUUAAUUCAAGUCGGAAUACAAUGAAUUUGAUACUGAUAG
Molecule: messenger RNA, 1736 nt
Organism: Cuscuta campestris
Lineage: Eukaryota; Viridiplantae; Streptophyta; Magnoliopsida; Solanales; Convolvulaceae
Source: the annotation of a GenBank genome assembly